This is a messenger RNA of Musa acuminata AAA Group (dessert banana), 5717 nucleotides long. Its product is annotated as putative disease resistance protein RGA1. NCBI's taxonomy places the organism in Eukaryota, Viridiplantae, Streptophyta, Magnoliopsida, Zingiberales, Musaceae. The record is from RefSeq and is a predicted model, not a curated record. Bases 171 to 5639 code for a protein of 1822 amino acids. The transcript has a single exon. Gene Ontology annotation, molecular function: ADP binding. Gene Ontology annotation, biological process: defense response to other organism.
AGUGAAGAAGUUUGCUGCGAAGCUCGUGCAGCCUCCAAUUAUUGAUGCUGCCAACCGCACUUAUGAGGGCUGCUUCUUGACGAGAAGUCGUUGUAGCCUAAAAUAUCCUUCACCUCUGAGAAUCCUCCGCCCUUUGUGCUUGGAGAAAGAAGGAUCAGCCCUGCACUACGAUGUGGUCGUGCAUACUAGCAGGCUUGGGAUCGUUCGGAUCGUCCUGCAUCGGGAGCUUGAUUCGUAAGAUCACCGACUGUUUGAUCGAAAGAGUUUCGGAGGAUCCCGGAGUCGCUGACCUCCACAAGCUGAGGAACACUCUUUCGGAGACUCAGCGCACCAUCGGCGAAGUCGAGAACAUGUGGAUUAAAGAUGAAGGCACGAAAAAGCGAUUGAAGGAAUUGCAGGUGAAACUGAAGGACACUGUUUAUGACGCUGACGACUUGCUUGAUGAGAUCCAGUUCCGGGUUCUGAAGCAACAGAUCGAGCAACAAGGAGCUCAGGGGUAUGAGGCAAGUAACCAAUCAUCUUCUUCUUCUGAUCUCCCUCCGAGGAUAAAAAGAAAACUUCAUGAACGUGUCGGUCGCCUCUUCGGUAGAGAAGAUGAUGUGGAUAGAGUGAGGGAAAAUCAGAGUAAGUUAGAUGAAUACACUACUGAGAUCAAGCAUUUCAUUGAUAACUUACAUGAUGAUGAGAAACAGAUGAUAACGUCAGUAGUGCCUCGAACCACCACUUCCUUUCCGAUAGAAACUCAAGUAUUCGGACGAGAGAAACAGCUGAAUGACCUUCUGGAACGGUUGAUGAAAUCGGCCGAUGGAUCCGGAUCCAGCAACAGUAGCAUCUCUACCUUGACUAUUUUUGGGAUCGGCGGGGUCGGAAAGACUACUCUUGCUCAGCAUGCCUACCACCACGAGAGGGUGAAGGACUAUUUUCAUCAUACGGUCUGGGUCUGUGUAUCCGACGACUUCAACGUGGAGAGGCUUACAAAAGAGAUCAUAGAAUCCUUAACCCGAAAGACGUGUGAUCUCAGCAACCUUAAUACACUUCAAGAGGAAGUUAAGGAGAAGUUGACCUCAAAAAGGUUCCUUCUUGUCCUCGACGAUGUGUGGGACGAGAACAGACAGAACUGGGAUAGAUUUCGUGCACCAUUGAAUUCCGGAGUACUAGGAAGCAAGAUUUUGGUUACAACUCGCUCUAGAAAGAUUGCAGAAAUGGUUGGCAAUCCGAUCCCUCUAGGAGUUCUGGAUGACGCCAGCUAUUGGGAAUUUUUCAAGCAAUGUGCAUUUAGUUCCAAAUACAACGGUGAAUAUCCACAGCUAGAAGCCAUAGCAAAGAAGAUCGUUAGCAGGUUGAAGGGUUUGCCACUUGCGGCAAGGAUGGUAGGCGGGUUGUUGAAGGACGGGAUGAAUGAGGAGCACUGGAGAAACAUCGCAGAAAGUGAAAUCUGGCAACUACCGCAAAAUGAAGAGGGUGUCCUGCCAGUCCUACAAUUGAGCUAUCAAUGUCUUCCCCCACACCUUAAGCGGUGCUUUGUUUUUUGUUCCCUGUUCCCCAAAGAUCAUCGAUUUUAUAAAGGAGAUGACUUGGUCCGGCUUUGGAUGGCAGAAGGCUACGUUGCUCAAGACAACAAUAUGACGAUGGAGGAUACAGGAAGCCGCUACUUCCUUGACUUAGUGAAUAGGUCUUUCUUUCAGGAAGCUCUUUGGGGAUCGAAAUAUGUGAUGUAUGUGAUGCAUGACGUCAUACACGAUCUUGCUCAAUUUAUUUCAGAGGGAGAGUUUUGCAGGAACGAUGAUGAGUCGAAAGAGAUCCCUAAUACGACUCGUCAUCUAUCAGCAACAUUAACCGAUGGAACUAAGUUAAUGGAGCUCUCCUGUUAUGAUAAAUUACGGACCCUCAAGAUCAGUAUAAAAAAUCUUUGGUUUAGAUUUAGAGUUAAAAGCCCUUUGUUCAUUCAGUUUGAAAAAUUAAAAAACAUUCGAGUGUUGCUAUUGAAGAACUGUGGCUUGCGGGAGUUGCCUGAGACAAUUGGUGACUUGAUACACCUCCGCUACCUUGACAUAUCCUACAACCGUCAGAUUUGGAGACUGCCGGAGUCACUAUGUGGUCUUUACAAUUUGCGAGUACUCGAUCUGUCUGAAUGUAAACUACAGAGUUUACCGCACGGCAUGAGUAAGUUGAUCAACUUGAUGCAUCUUAAUGCAGAAGACGAAAUAAUUUUCAAGAUAAAUGAUGUUGGGAAGCUGACUUCCCUUCAACGAUUGUCUUCAUUCAAAGUACUCAAGGAUCAGGGAUACAGGGUUGCCCAAUUAGGCGGCCUGAAACAACUUCGACAACUUCGAAUUACCAACCUCGAGAACGUUGAGAGUAAACAAGAAGCAAGCAAGGCUAAUCUGAACAACAAACAGUAUCUUGAAAAACUGGUCUUAGAAUGGACAUCGGAUGACGGCAAUGAAUUAAUUAUGUCGAAGGAGGUACUGGAAGGUCUCCAACCACAUCAGGCUCUCAAACGUUUGACGAUCAGAGGGUACAAUGGAGUCAGAUCACCCAGUUGGCUGCAGGCACAAUUGUUAGUGAACCUGAUAACUCUUGAACUAGAAAACUGCACAGCAUGGGAGGAUAUUUCAUGUAUUAGACAGCUACCGAAUCUCAAGAAACUUUACGUGAAGGGAAUGCCUGCAGUGAAACAAAUAAGUCAUGGAUUAAGUACAGAGAGCAAGUUCUUGCCUAAUCUGGAAGAGCUAGUGCUGGAGAACAUGGUGGCAUUGGAGGAACUCCCGAGACUUGGACAACUGCCGUGUCUUAAAGUUCUUCGCAUCGAUCAAAUGUCAACAAUGACGAAGGUGGGCCACGGGUUCUUUGGUUAUAGAGAUCAAGGCAAGUGUUUUCCUUGCUUGGAGGAGCUCAGGUUCAACGGCAUGCCAAAAUGGGAAGAGUGGUCUUGGGCAGAUGGUCGAGAGCUGUUUCCCUGCUUGCGAAAACUUCAAAUUGAAAAAUGCCCGAGGCUUAAGAGGAUGCCUCCCCUCCCUCCUUCACUUAAAUCACUGUCAUUAUGUGAAGUCGGGUUGACAGAAGUUCCAAGAUUGUGGGAAGAAAUCGAUGGAAGUAGCAGCAGUAUGAUCGUUUCAGAAUUGAAAAUAUAUAGUCUUGAAGAGAUCAAGCUGGUGGACAUCCCAGAAUGUGAGGAACUCCCUUGUCUUGGACAAUUGCCGAGUCUCAAGGUUCUUCGCAUCGAGGGAAUGCCAACAGUGAAGAAGGUGGGCGAUGGAUUCUUCGGUUCUAGAGACCAAGGCAAAUGUUUUCCUAGCUUGGAGGAGCUCAUGUUCAGCGACAUGCGACAAUGGGAAGAGUGUUCUUGGGCUGAUGGCCGACAGCUGUUUCCCUGCUUGCGAAAACUUGAAAUUAAAAGUUGCCCGAAGCUUAAGAGGAUGCCUCCUCUCCCUCCUUCACUUGAAUCACUGUCAUUAUGUCGAGUCGAGUCGAUAGAAGUUCCAAGAUUAUGGGAAGAAAUCGAUGGAAGUAGCAGUAUGACUGUUCCAGAAUAUGGACUCCCUUGUCUUGGACAAUUGCCGAGUCUCAAGGUUCUUCGCAUCGUGGGAAUGCCAACAGUGAAGAAGGUGGGCGAUGGAUUCUUCGGUUCUAGAGACCAAGGCAAAUGUUUUCCUAGCUUGGAGGAGCUCAUGUUCAGCGACAUGCGACAAUGGGAAGAGUGUUCUUGGGCUGAUGGCCGACAGCUGUUUCCCUGCUUGCGAAAACUUGAAAUUAAAAGUUGCCCGAAGCUUAAGAGGAUGCCUCCUCUCCCUCCUUCACUUGAAUCACUGUCAUUAUGUCGAGUCGAGUCGAUAGAAGUUCCAAGAUUAUGGGAAGAAAUCGAUGGAAGUAGCAGUAUGACUGUUCCAGAAUAUGGACUCCCUUGUCUUGGACAAUUGCCGAGUCUCAAGGUUCUUCGCAUCGUGGGAAUGCCAACAGUGAAGAAGGUGGGCGAUGGAUUCUUCGGUUCUAGAGACCAAGGCAAAUGUUUUCCUAGCUUGGAGGAGCUCAUGUUCAGCGACAUGCGACAAUGGGAAGAGUGUUCUUGGGCUGAUGGCCGACAGCUGUUUCCCUGCUUGCGAAAACUUGAAAUUAAAAGUUGCCCGAAGCUUAAGAGGAUGCCUCCUCUCCCUCCUUCACUUGAAUCACUGUCAUUAUGUCGAGUCGAGUCGAUAGAAGUUCCAAGAUUAUGGGAAGAAAUCGAUGGAAGUAGCAGUAUGACUGUUCCAGAAUAUGGACUCCCUUGUCUUGGACAAUUGCCGAGUCUCAAGGUUCUUCGCAUCGUGGGAAUGCCAAUAGUGAAGAAGGUGGGCGAUGGAUUCUUCGGUUCUAGAGACCAAGGCAAAUGUUUUCCUAGCUUGGAGGAGCUCACGUUCAGGGACAUGCCAGAAUGGGAAGAUUGGUCUUGGGCUGAUGGCCGACAACUAUUUCCCUGCUUGCGAAAACUUGAAAUUGAAAGAUGCCCGAGGCUUAAGAGGUUGCCUCCCCUCCCUCCUCCACUUGAAACAUUAGAAAUAGAUGAAGUCGGAUUGACAGAAGUGCCAGGGUUAUGGGAAGGAAUCCAUGGAGGCGACAAUUUAAUAACUGCUUCUCUUUCAACAUUGAGAAUACGUAAAUGUCCAAAUCUAAGAAAUCUGGUAGAAGGGUUGCUAUCGCACAGCUUACCAAAUAUCCGUGACAUUGAGAUAGCGGAAUGUGCGGAACUCGUUUGGCUGCCGGUGAAGGGGUUUAAAGAACUCACUUCCCUUGAGGCAUUGUUAAUCCGCAGUUGCCCGAAUCUCUCGAGCAUGACGCGAGAUGGGGACAUUAACAUCUGCCUCCCACCCUCGAUCGUGGGACUAGUGCUGUCUGACUGUGGGAAUCUGGGAAAAUUGCUACCGGGCUGCCUGCACAACUUGACCUCACUCGCUGGAUUGGAAAUAGGCGGCUGCCCGUCCAUAGAGUCUCUUCCUGAAACGUCGCUGCUUCACCUGAAACGACUUGAAUAUCUGAAGAUUUGGAAAUGUGGUGAGUUGAGAUCAAUAGACGAGUUGCGAGCUCUCAAAUCCCUCAGAGAAUUGAACAUUAAACUAUGUCCCAAGCUGUUGCUGAAUGAAGGGAAUGAGCAAGUGGAAGGUUUGUCGGUGCCUAAAUUAUGCAUCGACGACACAGCCCUGUUUAAACUAUCGCUCUUAAGAAGGACACUUCCAUACGUCCGUGUUCUCACAAUCUCAAACUUUCCUCGAGCGACGAUGUUUGGUGAAGAGGAGCAGUUGUUUCGAAGCCUCACAGCUCUCAGAUCGCUAAAAUUCAAGAAUUGCAAUAAUCUACAAUCACUACCGAGAGAGUUGCAUGCCCUUCCCUCCCUCUGGCUUUUAACAAUAAUUGGAUGUCCGGAGAUUCAGUCGGUACCGGAGAAGGGGCUGCCGACGUCCCUCAUGAAUCUACGUUUCGAAGGCUGCGAUGCGAUGCUGACGGAGCAGCUGGAAAAGCACUUGGCCGAGAUGAAGAGUUCGGGUCGAUUUUCGAAUGUCACCCACCGGGAUAUAUUAAGGUACAUCACAUCCAACCAUUGCUUCUCCGCAUCGACGCAAUUGGUUUUUCGUUGUUUUCGGUUGGUUUUGCCUCCGAGUCUCUGAGACCACUCUAAUAGUAAAACUAAAUACAAGGGUUUAAUUGUAAAAGGAACAAUUUAUUUCUCUACGCUGAAUCCUCAA